CCAGUAAAUCCACAUUCCCGCGGUCGACGUGGUCCCACGAGGGAGCGGCAGCGCAACUCAGGCCGGCCGGUCCUAGUUGAGGGACGUUCUAGCCGACCCCCUACUCGAUGGUAGGGCCCUCCUCAGUCCGGCCUCCGGGCGCCGCCAUGUUGGAGCCUCAGUACGGGAGCCAAGGGUGCGAGCGCACGGCCGGCAGCCGGACCCGGGCCAGCUCCGCUGAGCACAUGCUGGAGGUGCGGCCGGGGCUGUUCCUGGGUGGAGCUGCGGCAGUCGCGGAGCCGGACUACCUGAGGGAGGCGGGCAUCACGGCCGUGCUGACGGUCGACUCGGAGGAGACCGACUUCAACACGGCGGCUGGGGUCGAGGAUCUACGGAGUCUCUUCGUGCCAGCGCUGGACAAACCCGAGACCGACCUGCUUAGCCAUCUGGACCGGUGCGUGGCCUUCAUCGGCCAGGCCCGCGCCGAGGGCCGCGCGGUGCUGGUGCAUUGUCACGCAGGGGUCAGUCGAAGUGUGGCUGUAAUGACUGCUUUUAUGAUGAAGACUGACCAACUUACCUUUGAAAAAGCCUAUGAAAACCUUAAGACUAUCAAACCAGAGGCUAAGGUGAAUGAGGGGUUUGAGUGGCAACUGAAAUUAUACCAGGCAAUGGGAUGUGAAGUAGAUACCUCUAGUGCAAUUUAUAAACAGUAUCGUUUACAAAAGGUUACAGAGAAGUAUCCAGAAUUGCAGAACUUACCUCAAGAACUCUUUGCUGUUGACCCAUCCGCCAUUACACAAGGAUUGAAAGAUGGGGUUCUCUACAAAUGUAGAAAGUGCAGGCGAUCUAUAUUUCGAAGUUCUAGCAUUUUGGAUCAUAAUGAAGGAAGUGGUCCUAUAGCCUUUGCCCAUAAGAGAAUGACACCAUCCUUCAUGCUUACUACAGGGAGUCAGGCUCAGUGUACAUCUUAUUUCAUUGAACCUGUGCAGUGGAUGGAAUCCAGUUUGUUGGGAGUGAUGGAUGGACAGCUUCUUUGCCCCAAAUGCAAUGCCAAGUUGGGUUCUUUCAACUGGUAUGGUGAACAGUGCUCAUGUGGUAGAUGGAUAACACCUGCUUUUCAAAUACAUAAGAACAGAGUGGAUGAAAUGAAAAUGCUGCCAGUUUGGGGAUCACAAACAAGAAAAAUAUGAACUUGUGACAUUUGAUAACUUGCUGAUGAUAUGUGCUACCCUUGCUUAUUGUCAUUCAUGGCAGAUUGUUUAGUUUUAGGCCAUUAACAUUUCAUUUGAAAUAUAAGAAGAUAAAAAUCAUUUGACUUAGAAACUAUACUUUGUCAGCUUCUUACACUAAGUAGAAUGGAAAUCAAAACCUUUUAAUCAUGUAAAUUAUACUUUAUUUGAUAUUAAAAUCUUUUAUAACCCAGA
This is a messenger RNA of Aethalodelphis obliquidens (Pacific white-sided dolphin), 1403 nucleotides long. RefSeq names its product dual specificity phosphatase 12 (gene DUSP12). The record is from RefSeq and is a predicted model, not a curated record. NCBI's taxonomy places the organism in Eukaryota, Metazoa, Chordata, Mammalia, Artiodactyla, Delphinidae. Bases 108 to 1169 code for a protein of 353 amino acids. Gene Ontology annotation, cellular component: nucleus. Gene Ontology annotation, biological process: protein dephosphorylation. Gene Ontology annotation, molecular function: protein tyrosine/serine/threonine phosphatase activity. The transcript is spliced from 6 exons.